UGACAUCUUUUUUUCCUUCGAAGAAACAAGGAAGUGUUAGUUAGCAAACCCACAGAGCCAUAGACAGUAUAUAGCAUAGAGCAAACCAGACAGCAGGCCAUUGUAUAUAUAUAUAUAUAUAUAUAUAUAUAUAGCUAUAUAUAUAUGGACAGCACAGCAGUCAAGUACAAGCUAACGUUAGCUGUUGGUCUGUUACAACUGCGGCACUCUCGGUUCACCUACCUUUCUAGCAAAAUGCCUGAAAUACUGACACCAAGGAUUCAAGCUAUUAAUUCAAGCAACACUAGUACUAGUAACAGACUGGAGGGGUUCAAGGCACACGCUGUGUUCCAGGAAAUCAACAAGAAGCUCCAAGAGCAUGCAGAAGCUCUUGGAGAUGAAGAGGACAUACAAAAACAAAUCGUUUUAGCACAGGAAGGGGAGCAGUUUGUGAAAAAGAUUGGGGGAGUGUUUGCCUUCAAAGUAAAGGACGGCCCAAAUGGACAGGAGGCAAUUUGGUUUGUGGACGUGAAGAACGGCAAAGGCUGUGUUCACAAUGACGCCGCUAAGAAAGCAGAUUGCACCAUUGCCAUGUCAGAUACAGACUUGUUGGCCUUGAUGACAGGGAAGAUGAACCCACAGUCUGCGUUUUUCCAGGGCAAGCUGAAGAUCACGGGGAACAUGGGACUGGCCAUGAAGCUUCAGAGCCUGCAGCUGCAGCCGGGCAACGCCAAGCUGUAGAUGAGAUGUCUGAGCUAGCUGCAACUACACCUCUGAACACUGAAUAGUUAACCACGAAGAAUAUUACAGCAAGUCUAGUUUCAGAUAAAUCUCAAAGGUCUGUAAAGCUUCUCAUUACAGGUCUGAACCACUUUUGUUCAAGCAACCUCACUGAUCGACCAGGGGAUUAGUCAGCAGCCCUGCCAAUAUAACUGGAGAAUAAGAUAGACAUAUUCUCUAAUUAAGUCCCUCUCACAAUAAUACUCAGUACACUAGAGUAGUGACAAGUGCUCCCUACUUAUAGAUACUAAUUCAGUUCAUGUCCAGUUUUCAAUAACUUCCCAUGUCUGUUGCUAAAGAAAUCUUUCUUUUAGUGUACUGUGUCUGGAAAUGUUUUGAGUAGAGCAGAUUGAUGUAAUUUUCCACAAUCAUGGACAGCAGCCUAAGUGCCUCCUCGUCUCAGACUUGCAGUUCGCUCUAAGGUUUUUAGCCAAUAACAUGUUUUUCACUGUGAUCGCCCAAUGUUUUAACAGAGGGGGUUGUACUUUUCUGCUGUACUGUCAUUAUUGUAUGAACCUCUAAAAGGAUUUCUACUUAAUAAAUUUUCUUUUGCAGCAA
This is a messenger RNA of Perca fluviatilis (European perch), 1317 nucleotides long. It is a transcript of the gene scp2b, whose product is annotated as sterol carrier protein 2b. The record is from RefSeq and is a predicted model, not a curated record. Gene Ontology annotation, cellular component: cytosol. The transcript has 6 exons. Lineage: Eukaryota; Metazoa; Chordata; Actinopteri; Perciformes; Percidae. Bases 145 to 720 code for a protein of 191 amino acids.